Molecule: messenger RNA, 891 nt
Organism: Ogataea philodendri
Lineage: Eukaryota; Fungi; Ascomycota; Pichiomycetes; Pichiales; Pichiaceae
Exons: 2
Coding region: 1-891 (296 amino acids)
Source: RefSeq, a predicted model, not a curated record
AUGUCCUUAUCUGGUCUGUCAGGCACAGGAAGCUCAAUGAAUGGAGCACAGUUGACAAAAACAACCUUGGUCAAAAGCUCUCUAACAAUGAGUUCGUCUCGUCUGAGCAACGAGCCACCAUUAGCCUCAAUUCCUUUGAUCAAGCUGUUUGCCUUUCUUGGACCUAAUCCAGAAAUGUAUUGUAGCAUAGUUGCAAGAUAUGGUGAUCUCACGGCAUCAUUGAUCUUAAUACCGACCAAGCAUGCCACAUCCACAAAAAUGGAGUCGACGGCUUCUUUAACUUUGUCGUUACUGAGCAAGUUCUGGUGCUUGUGGAUAGAAAUCGAAGUAACCGCAUCUCCCAAAGUCAUGUAUUCGAGCAAUGGACUCUGGACAUAUCUUGCAAUCCCAAUACAGAACCGCGCAACUUGCGGUUUGUCACUAAACUCUUCAAGGGCUCUAUCGGAAUGUUCCACAACAGUUGGAAUCAAUUUCUUCAACGCCAAAUCCAAACAAUCCUUUCUCAGAGAAUUCCAAGAAUUACUGAGAUCAGAAGUACCAUCCGACGAGAUGAAAGUAAAGAGAUGGUCCGUGAAGCUGGCAAAAGCGUUCUUCAAAGCAACCUUCACUCUCACCAAACCCAAGGAUUCAGCUUCCAACAUCCGCAAAAACAGAUCUGGUUGCAGGGUGAAAGAUUCCAAAGGUCUGUUGAUAGCAUACUUGAAAUCGGCAUAUGGCGAGCUAUCCGUGAUUUUGAAUUUACCCUUCUCGGUCAGUUCAAUGUCAACACUGGCGAAGCUUUGGAAUGCAAGUCUCAAAUGCGCUUUGAGCUUAGGAUUAUUGAACAACUGUUCUGAAAACAUGUGCUUCACGGCGGUAGAAGCCUUCUCGACAGAGUCAAAGAUAGAGUGA